This is a messenger RNA of Porites lobata, 1715 nucleotides long. The record is from the annotation of a GenBank genome assembly. NCBI's taxonomy places the organism in Eukaryota, Metazoa, Cnidaria, Anthozoa, Scleractinia, Poritidae.
AUGCAGAAAGAAAAGCUGACUGGCACAGUAAAGGAAGAAGAGACAGUCAAGUUUCCUGUAAAAGGGGUUGAGCAGAGCAUAUUCCGUAGGGAUUUCAAAAUACAGGGAGUGGUAGGCGACCCCGGUCAGAAAGAAAAGUUGGGUUACCAAGCCCUAAUAUCACAAAUAGAAGCAGGGCUUACCAAGGGAUACUCCGAUAAAGAAGUAGUUAGUGCCGUAGUUCGUGCUGUACAGCCAGGUCUACAACUAAGAAGCUAUUUAGAGACCAUGGUUGACCCCACCCUACCAAGGUUGCGUAAAAUUCUUCGCUUCCAUUUUCAGGAAAGAGAUGCCACAGAACUUUAUCAGCUUUUAACAAAUAUUGCCCGGCAGCCUAAUGAAGAUCCUCAGUCAUUUUUAAUGAGAGCACUAACCGUUAGACAGAAGAUUAUUAGUGCUUCAAAAGAGUCGGAUAGUGGGAUUAAGUAUGACGCCUCUUCAGUACAAAGUUUGUUCCUGCAUGCCGUGGAAACAGGUCUUGCUGACGAAACCAUUCGUGCAAAAAUAAGGCCACUCACUCAGAACCCAAAGGUCGCAGAUGAAGACCUCAUUGGAGCUAUGAGCCUAGCCAUAUCUGCAGAAGCAGAGCGAAGCAAUAAGUUUAAUCAUGCCAGCAAGGGGAAAUCUGUAAAGGUGUCUGCUGUCGAAAGUGCAGCUGAAUCAAAUACAAAGAAAGAGCUACAGAAGGACCAGCAGGUUCUAGCUACACUAAAGGCUGUGCAAGCAAGGCUAGCUACCAUGAAGGCAGAAGUUAAAAACCUGCGUGAAGCAGCAAGCAACCAGAAGGCAGACCCUAUGAUGCCUAGUUAUGCUGGAAAUGGAGUGAGCACUGGAGCAAGGCCACUUGGUUGCCAAGAGUGUAGAACGAAGAAGGAAGGUGACCGAUGCCCACAUUGCUACCUCUGUGGUGGCUUGUACCAUAUUGCACGCUACUGUCAGUCAAGGUCCAGAAAUUAUUCGGGAAACGCACCCAGGCUACCCCCGCGGGACAGGGAGUAGCCUCGCCAGAAAAAGAGAAGUCCCACCAGUGUAGUGGUUGCCUGAAGUUUGAUUGUCACACACAAUUAUUACAGUGUUCAGGGUGCCAGUCUGUUCGAUAUUGUUCUGUUCGUUGUCAGAAGGCCCAUUGGCCAAAACACAAAGUGUUGUGCAAAGCAAUCAAGGAACUCUCUGAGAGAGGAUCUUUUAAAGAAAAGGGAUUAGGAGAUACCCAAGAUAGUGGUGUGUAUGCUAGUCACAUUUCACCCAGACAACAGGAGCCCAUAGCCAAACUGGUGGGAAAGAAGUGUUCAGUGAAGUGCUACCUGGACGAGAAGCCUACAGAAGCUUUAGGGGACACAGGGGCCCAAGUAUCCAUUGUUUCAGCAGACUUUCUGAAGAGCCAACUACCAGCAGUCCAAAUAAGGGAUAUUGAACAGUUACUUGGCACAGAUAGAUCCAUAAGCUUGCAAGAAGAAAAUGGAACAGAUAUUCCUUACUGUGGGUGGGCAGAGAUUGAUGUACGAUUAGCAAAUGAAAAGGAGACCGAAGUAAGAGUUCCAUUCUUAAUAACAAGGGAGAUCAUUGACCAACCUAUCAUUGGUUUUAAUGUCAUAGAACUAAUGGUCAGGAACACUGAAGAGGAAAAUGAUGAUGUUCUGCUUAACAGAAUGUCGAAAAGCUUCAAAAAGUAUUGA